Marasmius oreades (fairy-ring Marasmius) is the source of this 669-nucleotide messenger RNA. RefSeq lists its product as uncharacterized. The record is from RefSeq and is a predicted model, not a curated record. The transcript has a single exon. NCBI's taxonomy places the organism in Eukaryota, Fungi, Basidiomycota, Agaricomycetes, Agaricales, Marasmiaceae. The coding region runs from base 1 to 669 and encodes 222 amino acids.
AUGCACACCCUUGACAACUUUGCUUGGACUCAAAACCCAUACUUCCACGCCUCGGACAAGUACCAGCAUACUGAGACGUACAAAUGCCCAUCCGACACAGAGUACCCUCAGUGUAACAAUCAUACUGUUGCACAACAUCGCGAACGACAGUUCUGUGCGGACCCGUACGCUCACCAGACUCCUCUAUAUUGCCCCUCUUCCAAUCCUCCCCCUUUACUAUCCUCGCAUCACGUCGCUGUGCCUCCUGCCCAAUGGCAUACCUCCGACUCGUACUCCCUUGGAGACCGAGCCCCAGCGAACUACUGCUAUCCUCAACCUUCGAACCGCGGCGAGUUCGAGCUCUAUGGUGAUAUCGCGCCUCCUUCUCAUCACCAGACAUCGUUCAACUCUCACCAACACCAAUCCUACCAUCAUCAGUUCGGCCAGAACACUUACUAUUCUCCCGUCGGCGAAGCGAAGGUGAAGAAGGAGAGUUGGGGAACGCCUCCCAGCUCCCGCAACGCGUAUUCAGGUCUUCAUUCGCGGGCUGAACAGCUUCCCACCGAUGAGGAUGACAAUAUAUGGAAGGAGUGGAACUGGGGUUGGAAUGCGCCCCCCAAAAACACCACGCGGCCUGCUGAUAUCGGGCCAUCUCGACUGGACAACUCGUCUGGUGCAGGCCGUUGGUGA